AAGGGGACAUCACGCAGCUGGCCAUCCAAUUCCAAGAUAAGCUUGGGAAUGUCUGCGAGGGGAAUACCAAACUUGGGGUCAUUCGCCGGGAGCUGCCAAAGCAGCUUUGAGCAGGACAUGUCUUCAAUAUGGAAGCAGGGAAACAAGCUUUGAGGAAUAUCAAUUCACUUUCUUUGUUCUCUAACAUAGAAGUAAACCCACGACCUGAUGAAAAGAAUGAAGGAGGAAUCAUUGUUGAGAUCAAGCUUAAAGAAUUGGAACAGAAAUCAGCUGAAGUAAGCACAGAAUGGAAUAUCGUGCCUGGACAUAACGGACGGCCGACACUGGCAUCAAUUCAACCUGGUGGAACUGUUUCAUUUGAACACAGGAACAUCAAUGGAUUGAACAGAUCGAUAGUUGGUUCUGUGACAUCUACCAAUCUGCUAAAUCCUCAGGAUGAUUUGUCUUUUAAGCUUGAAUAUGUGCAUCCGUAUGUGGAUGGUGUGACCAACCCUCGCAACUGGACCUUUCGUGCUAGCUGCUUUAACAGCCGGAAGUUAAGUCCUGUUUUCACCGGUGGGCCAGGUGUUGAUGAAGUUCCACCAGUGUGGAUUGACAGGGUGGGCUUAAAAGCAAAUAUAACGGAGAACUUCACUAGACAAAGCAAAUUCACUUAUGGACAUGUGAUGGAGGAGAUUACAAUGCUUGAUGAAACUAGUAGUAUUUGUACUCAUGGUGUCCGUGCAUUGCCAAAUGGUGGUUUAAGCAUGAAUGGGCCCCCAACAACCCUCAGUGGUACUGGCAUUGACCGCAUGGCAUUUGCACGAGCAAAUAUAACUCGCGAUAACACAAAAUUUAUAAAUGGUGCAAUUGUUGGUCAAAGAGAUGUUUUUCAGUUAGACCAAGGCCUUGGAAUUGGGAGCAAUUUUCCUUUCUUCAAUCGACACCAACUCACAUUAACCUGCUUCGUCCCGUUGAAGCAAGUCGAGGAAGGCGUCGGCAAGUCACCACCACCUGUUCUUGUUCUGCAUGGACAUUAUGGUGGCUGUGUGGGAGACCUCCCAAGUUACGAUGCUUUCACUCUUAGAUGACCCUACUCCGUAAGAGGAUACAACAUGGGCGAGUUGGGUGCCUGCAGAAACAUCCUCGAGCUCGCUGCCGAACUGAGGAUCCAGGUGAAGAACACCUAUAUAUACGCAUUUGCAGAGCACGGGAAUGAUCUUGGUAGUUCUAAGGAUGUCAAAGGAAACCCAACCGAGUUCUUCCGUCGGGCACGGCAUGGCUCAUCGUAUGGCGCCGGUAUGAAGCUUGGGAUGGUGAGAGCAGAGUAUGCAGCCGAUCAUAACUCAGGGACAGGUGCAGUAUUUUUUAGGUUUGGAGAAAGGUUUUGAGUCACAUUACUGUGACAGUUUUGAGUCACAUGAGAGGAGAUUAGCGGACAUUUUGUCACGAGUUUCUAAGAAAUGAAGCUU
Messenger RNA from Musa acuminata subsp. malaccensis (wild Malaysian banana), 1451 nucleotides. Lineage: Eukaryota; Viridiplantae; Streptophyta; Magnoliopsida; Zingiberales; Musaceae. The record is from RefSeq and is a predicted model, not a curated record.